UAUAGUUACGGUAUCGUGUCCUGUACACGAAGACUUUGAAAGAGGUGUUUGCGAAAUCUGCUUUUCAAUAUCUAGGGGGCUCUACUCAAUGGAUACCUCAUCAGUAUGUCGACCUUUUGGAAACAGUUCUUCUUCAGCUCCUACUAGCGCUAACGUUGUCGACGUCUCAAGCUCACAUGCAUGUGGAAUAGCUGCAAAGUCAUCUGAUCAUGAUGGUAUAGCAACAACAGCAGAUCGGAACUACAAUUAUGGCAAACGACACUUUCCAGGUUGGAGACCUAUUAUCUAUGGAGAAUGGCAAAUUUAUCCUAAUCGAAGAGAGAGAAGGCAUGAUGUGUUGUGGAGAGGUGAAGAGACAAGAGAAGAAGUCACACUAGAGAAUUCAACUAUGUUGGGUCGGAAAAGACAAGAGGUCGACAUCCGUGUUCCUCCCAAUCUCCACAAUAAGUUCGCGGAGAUGUGGCCACUAUUCAAAAAUCGAGAGGUGGACGAGGCCGACAUCCCUCAAGAGAUGAUGAACUACCUACAACGCACUGACAGGAAACGCAUCAGCACCAAGAAGCUGCUUGGUACCUUAUGA
Corticium candelabrum is the source of this 580-nucleotide messenger RNA. RefSeq lists its product as uncharacterized. The transcript has 3 exons. The record is from RefSeq and is a predicted model, not a curated record. Bases 89 to 580 code for a protein of 163 amino acids. NCBI's taxonomy places the organism in Eukaryota, Metazoa, Porifera, Homoscleromorpha, Homosclerophorida, Plakinidae.